UCUCCAUCUUUUAACAGUUCGCGACACUUCAGGAGACACACACCACCAGAGACACAUAGAGCGUGUGUGUGUGUGCGUAUGCCUGUGUGAUUUAGACGAGACAUAGAUACAGCGCAGAAGAAGCCAAACAGUGUGCGAGAGGGAUUUAAGACCAGCUGAGUGGCUGAGAGAAAUAUACACUUAUACACACAGGUGACUUUUCACCUCACCCCGAACCUGCAGGAUGUUUAAGAAGAAAGAGACAAGUGUCAAGGAUGGCACCAAGGACAGCAGCACCCUCAAGGCUUCGUCCAAGAUGACCAAGACUCAGGUGAAUGACCUGACCUUACUGAUCGCACGCAUGCAGAAGAAUGCUGACACAGUGGAAAAAGACGUGCUGAGGGCUGAAGACCUGCUGGUCAUUGAUGCAGAAAACGACAAGAACAAUGUUCCAUUUAAACACCAGAAGGAGACUUCUGAUUGCCUGUCUGAGGCCGAAGGGCUCCUCAAGGAUCUCUUCCUGGAUUUGGACAAAGCCAAGAAAAUGAAACACCCACAGACAGGAGAGAUCGAGAAAGAUGUGAGUCGACUUCAUGAGCGCUGGCUGAAGGACUGCGUGUUUUACCGUGAACUCUACAAGCAGAUAAGUGAGAUCGGCCUGCAGCCGCGCAUCAACUGGAUCCAAGUGUUCAACCAGAAACAGAAAGAGGUCAACUCAGAGGCAUAUGGGCCCACCAUGGCUGAACUGGAGAAACAGAUCGCAGCCCACAAUAUACUACACAAGGAGAUCGAAGCCUACAACACGCAGCUCAGCCCAGACAGCACCAGCUCUAAGGAGGAACAUGCUGCCCUCAAGAAGCAAUACUCCAAUCUGUUGGACAACUCAAAAUGGCGCCAUCACUACCUGAACAGCCUGUACGAGUACAUGCAUAGCUGUAAUAAAGAGGUAGGCUACCUGAGCGAAGAGCAGGCGAAGAUCCUCCAACAAGACUGGAGCGACCGCAUGGUGGAUCCGCAGGACGUUCGGCGCCGCUACGAGAACUUUAAAAACAACAGCCUGCUGUCUCAUGAGAGCGAGGUGAACAAACUGCAGGAUGAUGGAGAUCGUCUGAUAGAGAUGAAACACCCUGCAUCAAGCACCAUUCAGGACCACAGAGACACGCUGAGGAACGAAUGGCAGAAAUUUCUGAACCUCUGUAUCUGCCAAGAAACACACCUGGACAAUGUGGAGGAAUACAAAAAGUACCAAUUGGAUGCCGAGACUUUGUCCGAAUCGUUAACAGGCCUCAGUUCCACUUUGGACCCCAAAUCUCUCUCUAAAAAGUCCAACACAGAGACUCAGCUACAGCUAGAGACAGAGGAAAGGCCUCUUCAGCGCUGUGAGCAACUCUUAGCAGAUCUGAGAAAGCGCAGCACCACCGUCGCUCCUCUCAAACUCCGCCGCACAGCCCCGAACCGACCCGUCACCGUCGAGUCUCUGUGUGACUGGAGCACACCCAAGGCCUCCAUAUCCAGAGGUGAGAAGUUCACCUUGAAGUCCAACAGCAACAACGCAAAAUGGGAAGUGCAUUCGACUGACGGGGCCAUCAACUCCUUUCCUGGAGUGUGCUUCUUGAUUCCUCCACCCGACACAGAUGCCAUUAACAAAGUGGAUCUGUUGGGCAAAGAGCUGGAAGACCUGAAGAAAAGGCGUGCAGCAGUCAGGGCCUCACUGAAGACUCAGGUCCCUGAAACCGCACGAGCAGUGCAAUCAGCUCCUGUAUCUAAAUCUCUGGAGAACCCUAAAGCUACAGAACUCAGUGGACGUCUGGAUCAGUUGGACAAAGACCUGACCCUAGCAGAACUGGACAUGCUGAACCGAAUGAGAGCUCCACUGGACAGCAGCAACCCUGGUGGAGAUCUUGCACACCGCCUGAAGGAACAAGAGAAAGCUGCAGCAGCUCUGCGGCAGCUGGAGCAGCAAAAGGCAGCUGUACAGAAGGAGCUUGAUCCACUUGUAUCCCAGGACUUCAAUGGCCCAGUGUCAUCCAGUUUGCCCGAGAGACUGAACCAGACCAAAAACAAACAAGACAGCCUGGCUGCUCUUAAUGACCUCUACACCAAGAAGGCUAAUGCAUCCCUGAACUUGGAGAGCCAAAUAAGAAAGGUGGAUGGGAUUGUUUCUGGUUUUGAGAAGCAGCUGUGUAGAGAUGGUCCUGUUUUAGAUUUUCCCAACUCCCUCCAGAACCGCAUCCACGAACUGCAAAAUCUGAAGAAAGAUGUGUCUGCUGCCCAACCUGAGAUGCAGAAGCUGAACAAGGACCUGGAGACGACAGAAAAACUGUGCAGUUCCCUCCAGCAGGGAUAUCAGGAGUACUGCCCUGACAUACGCAGGCAGGAGGCUCAGGUUAAAAGCCUGCAGAACCGCUAUGCUAACCUAAACAACCAGCUAGUAGACAGGGAGAGCCUUUUGCAAGGGGCUAGCACCAAAAAUAAUGACUUCCAGAAUGCUACCCAAUCACUUGACACAUUCCUGGACAAUUUGCCCAACAACAAGGUCAGACCCUCGGAUGAUAUAGCCGAAGUCAGCGCAAAGCAGAGUUCUCAAGAGAGAGUAGUAGAGGACAUUAAAAGGAAAGGUUAUGAAGUGGACAGGAUGGUCGAUCUCUCUCAGGAUCUCCAGGAUAUCCUCAGUGAAUAUGAUAUUAGCUCUGACAAGUACAGAGCGACUCUGAAAAACCCUGAUGCAGUAGAUAGUAGAAGGGUGUCCACACCUACCCUGGCCGAGUCUGUGGCAAAACAGGAAAAAGCUCUAGUGAACCGCUAUGCUAACACAGCGGCGGCAAAUGACCAGCUUCUCAACCAGAUGGACUUAGCCAAGAGCCUUCUUGCACAGAAAGAGGAGAAAGUAGCCAUUGUACAGCAGCAGCAGCAACUGCAACAAAAAAGUGUAGCAGAGGUUGAUGGUCUACAGAAGAAACUUGAAGAUGAAAUUGGCAGACGCAGCCAUGUUGAAUCUGAGCUUAGAGUGUUUCAGGAUAGGAUGCUGUCCCUCAAGAGCAGAAGAGGCGUUGAACGUGUGGAAGAGAAGGAGGUUUUACAAUACUACCGUGAUCCAAAGCUUGAGGCUGAUUUAAUUGACUUUCAGAAAAAAGUCCACGAGGAGGCCUUGCGACGAACUGGAACCCAAAGUGAGAUUGAGGUGCUCACCAGAAGGAUUUCUAAUAUGGAAACAGAACUUAAGGGUGCUCAGCCAAAACUGGUGACUAGAGAGGUGACCAAAUAUGAGAGAGACCCUCAGUUGGAUGUGGAGGCUAAAAGACUGAGGGAUGAGAUAAGCAAAUUGAUGAAUGAGGUCAAAGUUAAAGAUAGUCAAGGAGGUCAACUGAAAACAGAGAUGAUACUCUUGGAGCAAAAGAGGCCCACUAUCAAAGAAAGGGUGGUACAGAAGGAGGUUGUUCGAGUAGAGAGAGAUCCUGAGAUGCUGAAGGCUGUUAUGUCAUUAAAGAUGGACAUUGAAGAUGAGGAUGAAAGGGCCCGGUCUUUGAACAAUCUAAUUGUCCAAACAAAGAGUCAAAUUACCACUCUUGAGAGACUCAUCCCUACCUUAGAGCCCAAGUAUGUGACCAAAGAAGUGAAGAAGAUUGAAAAAGACCCUGCACUCAUUAAUGAGUCUACCAGACUCCGAUCUAGCAUAGAUGAAGAGAGACACCAGAAUAAAUUGCUUCAUAACGAACUGACUGAUCUUCAGGCACGGUAUGUCCAAGUUGAGCAGCUUAAACCAAAGAUAGACAUCAAGGAGAUUGUUAACGAGAUCUACAGGAUUUCCCCAGAGACUGAAGCGGAGAUAGUACGACUGAGGAGAGAACUCCAGGAUGGUGCCAGGCAGUGUUCUGAUUAUGAAAGAAAGAUCAAUUUGGUCAGAAUUGAUUUGGAAGCUGUCCGUUCUCAGAAACCAACAAUCGAGUAUAAGGAAGUGGUUCAAGAGGUGGUGAAGGAAGAACGUAGUCCAGAGAACGUGAGAGAGAUUCAAAAGCUCUCUGAUCAAGUCUAUUCCCUGCAAAGAUCCUACAGUUCCUUUCAAGAUGAGCUGAACCGUCUCAAGAGAGAGCGGGAUGAACUGAAGGCAGAGAAGUCAAAGAUAGAGACUAAGGUGGUCACUAAAGAUGUGGUCAAGCAUAUCAAUGAUCCACUCUUGGAGAAGGAAGCAGAUCGUCUAAGGAAGGAGGUACGCGACGAGGCACAAACACGCAGAACCAUAGAGGAAAUGGUAUUCGAUCUUCAGAACAAAUACAUACAACUGGAGAGACAGAGACCAGAAGAGAAGGUGGUAGUACAAGAAGUGUUGAGAUUAGAGAAAGAUCCAAGGCAGCUUAUAGAACUUGAGAGGCUAGGAAGGACUCUGGAUGAGGAAGUAAACAAUCGUAGGAAGGCAGAUCAGGAAGUGCAGCGAUUAAGAGCUCUGAUAGAGGAUAAGGAGAGGACUAUUAGGGAAAGUGAUGAGAGGCAAAAAAAGAUUAUGGUGGAGACUGAGUUGUCACAAAUUAAAUACCGUAUCAAUGAGCUAGAGAAUGCACCACCACCAGUUCAGGAGUAUAUUGUUAUGGAGGAAGUUCUGAAAGUAGAGAGGGAUCCAAAACUGGAAAAACUGACCAGUGGCCUGAGGACAGACUUUGACAAAGAGAGCAAUGAUGUCAUGCGGCUGGAGCGAGACAUCAGGAAUUUGAAAAUCCAGAUAGACAUCCUACAAAAAGAGAAAUCUUUUGAGAAAACAGUCUACAAAGAGGUGGUCAGGGUAGAAAAAGACCCAGCAGUAGAGACUCAGCUCUCUCGCUUAAGAGAGCAUGUGCUCCAGCAGAGAAAUGCCAGAUUAGACGUGGAGGAUGAAAUCCGUCGUCUUAAAGAGAAACAGGAGCGACUGCAAACCAGAAGAACAACAACCUCUCAAGAGGAGACUAAUCUUAUACAUCAAAGGGAUUCCCUUCUAAAAGAAAAACAGGAUCUCCAACGUCAACUGAGAGCUCUGGAGGGCGAUCAGAAAGAAAUCAGCAUCUCAUUCCAGCAGCAGUCCAGGCUAAUGAGUGAAAGAUCCCAAAUGAGCAGGCAAAAGAGCAUAAAGAUGGAGUCUGAUGUUCAGCGCUUGGAGAGAGAAAUUCUGGACGAGAAGGAUAGGAUUUACAAGCGGGAAAACACCAUCACAGAGCUCAGAAACAGCUUGAAAAAAGAGGAAAGUGCUUCAGAAACCCGUACGCAGGAGAAAAACGUCUCCACCAGAAUUAGCAUCCUGGACCCUGAGACUGGUAAAGACAUGUCACCAUAUGAUGCUUACAUUAAAGGGCUGAUUGAUCGUACCCAGUACAUCAAUUUGCAGGAGUUGGAGUGUGACUGGGAGGAGAUCACUACAAUGACACCUGAUGGGGAGACGUCUGUAUUGCAAGAUCGCAAGAGCGGCAAGCAAUAUUCCAUCAAAAAUGCUCUCAGAGAUGGCAAAUUGACCCAAUAUCAAUUACAGCAAUAUAAAGAUGGAAAGAUGCCCAUCUCAGAGUUUGCCCUUCUCGUGGCUGGAGAAAAGAAGAAGCCAUCUACAAUCACAUCAGUUACCAGCCAAAGGACUUCGCAGAAACCCCCCUCAUAUACCAAAAGCAACCCCAAUUCCCUUGAUGAGCAACUCCCUAUUUGUGGAAUUUACGACAAAGAUACCGAUACAAGCCUUUCAGUGCGCUCGGCCCUGGCCCGAAAGAUGAUUGACCCCACUACAGCCCAAAGGUUGUUGGAGGCACAAGCAGCCACUGGUGGUAUUGUGGAUGUUAACAACAGAGAAAGAUAUUCAGUCCACAAAGCAUCGGAUCGAAGCCUGAUCGAAUCCACCCAGCUGCAGAGGUUGCUUAAUGCCCAGAAAGCCUUCACUGGGGUUGAAGAUCCAGUAACUAAAGAACGUCUGUCAAUUGGAGAGGCUGUUCAGAAGGGGUGGCUGCCUAAAGACACAGCCAUGCGUUACAUGGAGGUGCAGUACCUGACAGGUGGCCUUGUCAGCCCCAACCAAGCAGGCCGAGUAAGCAUUGUAGAUGCAGUCAAAGGCAAGAUGAUCGACAGUGCAAUGAUGAGAGAGCUUCAGGAAGAGGCAAACUACAUCAAGGACCUAGUGGAUCCAAUUACAAAGCAGAAAAUCAGCUACAAGCAGGCGAUGGCACUCUGCAAGCCAGACCCAUAUUCAGGCCUCCCAUUGCUUCCUGCAGCAUCAACGGAUGAUGGCUACAUGCCUUCGUACAGGAGCCACAGAUACAGCAACUACUCUUAAGACAUGUUUACAGCCAAAGUGAAGAGCAUAGCAGUUUCUGAAGAUUCUUUUCAAAUGAACUGUAAUUCAGUGCAAACCAUUAAUGUUUAUAUUCAUAAUGCUCAGAUUGUUGUAAAUCUCAGGAAAAAAAGCUGCCAAAUCACACUACAUUAAUAAUCUGUAAUAAUAUUUGAGCACACAUAAGUGUCUUAAUGUUAGUACUAAUAUGUCACAGCUAAUGGGGAUUACUCAGCAUUUUGCUUAUUAUGCUAUCUGGCAUGCACUGGCUCUUUUUAAUAUAAAUAACUAUUAGCACAUUUUGGAGAAACAGCAUUCAUUUAAGGGCUUUGACAGCUGAUGUGGCAAUAUUUGUUUACUUUAUUUGCAUGAUGUGAGAAAUAAGAACCAUAUAUAUUCAUCUGAAGAGCUUAAUGGUUAUGAAAAAAUAUCUUUCAAAGUCUGUUUUACUUGGGAUGAUGGGCUGGGUAUUUUUUUCCUGUUACUGAUAACUAUUUAAAUCUUGUUUUUAAGAAAUUCACCCAUCAUGACAAUCUUAAAAAAUACCACUGUGCAUUCAAAUGUUAAAUAAAAAAAAGGUCUUGUCUUGUUAACCCAGAACCAAAUAAAACAACCAGUACAUAA
Molecule: messenger RNA, 6877 nt
Organism: Pangasianodon hypophthalmus (striped catfish)
Lineage: Eukaryota; Metazoa; Chordata; Actinopteri; Siluriformes; Pangasiidae
Gene: evpla
Product: envoplakin a
Exons: 22
Coding region: 224-6256 (2010 amino acids)
Biological process (GO): intermediate filament cytoskeleton organization; wound healing
Cellular component (GO): intermediate filament; membrane; cytoskeleton
Molecular function (GO): cadherin binding; structural molecule activity
Source: RefSeq, a predicted model, not a curated record